Messenger RNA from Miscanthus lutarioriparius, 1602 nucleotides. Lineage: Eukaryota; Viridiplantae; Streptophyta; Magnoliopsida; Poales; Poaceae. The record is from the annotation of a GenBank genome assembly.
AUGGCCAUGGCCAAGAGCUUAGCGCCGCCGGUGGUGCUCAUAUUUGCCUUGUUCUGCAGCUACGCCGCCUCCAUCGCGUCCUCCGCCCAAGCUGCCGCUGCUUCGUCGUCCGAUGAUGGCUUCCUCCAAUGCCUCUCGGCGAGCAUCCCGAGCCAGCUGGUGUUCACACAGAGCUCGCCUUCGUUCACGCCGCUGCUCAAGUCCUCCAUCCGGAACCCAAAGUUCUUCACGGCCAGCACCGUGAGGCCGCUCUACAUCGUGACGCCGACGAACGCCUCCCACGUGCAGGCCGCCGUGGUGUGCGGCCGCCGGAGCGGGGUGCGCGUCCGCGUGCGCAGCGGCGGGCACGACUACGAGGGCCUGUCGUACCGGUCCGAGCGCCCCGGCGAGGCGUUCGCGGUGCUCGACCUGUCGAACCUCCGCGCCGUGCGCGUCGACGCGCGGGCCGCCACCGCGUGGGUCGACUCGGGAGCCACGCUCGGGGAGCUCUACUACGCCGUCGGCAAGGCCAGCAACCUGCUGGGGUUCCCGGCCGGCCUGUGCCCGACCGUCGGCGUGGGCGGACAUUUCAGCGGCGGCGGCUUCGGCAUGCUGCUGCGCAAGUACGGCCUCGCCAUCGACAGCGUCGUCGACGCGGUGCUGGUGGACGCCAAGGGGAGGCUCCUCAACAGGAAUACCAUGGGGAGCGACGUCUUCUGGGCCAUCCGAGGCGGCGGCGGCGAGAGCUUCGGCGUCGUGCUGUCGUGGCAGGUGAAGCUCGUGCCAGUCCCGGCGACCGUCACGGUGUUCAACGUCCCGGUGUCCGCCAGCCAGGGCGCCGUGGACGUGGUCACCAAGUGGCAGCAGGUCGCGCCAGCGCUGCCGGACGACCUCUUCAUCAGGGUGGUCGUCCAGCAGCAGACGGCCAGCUUCCAGUCCCUGUUCCUCGGCACGUGCGACGCGCUCCUGCCGGUGAUGAGCAGCCGCUUCCCGGAGCUGCGGUUCAACCGCACCUCCUGCAAGGAGAUGACGUGGAUCCAGUCCGUGCCCUACAUCUACCUCGGCAGCGGCUCCACGGUGGAGGACCUCCUGAACCGGACCACCGCCGCGUCCGUCUUCAGCAGCGGCUACAAGGCGACGUCCGACUACGUCCGGCAGGCCAUCCCGCGGGACGUGUGGGCCAACAUCUUCAGCAAGCUCGCGCAGCCCAACGCGGGGCUGAUGAUCCUGGACCCCUACGGCGCGCAGAUCGGCGCCGUGCCGGAGUCGGCGACGCCGUUCCCGCACCGCGCCGGCGUGCUGUACAACAUCCAGUACAUGAACUUCUGGCCCAUGGCUGGGGGAGACGGGGCCGUGCAGACCAAGUGGGUCAGGGACUUCUACGCGUUCAUGGCGCCGUACGUGAGCUCCAACCCGAGGGAGGCCUACUUCAACUACAGGGACCUGGACCUUGGCGAGAACGUCGUCGUCGGCAACGUCAGCAGCUACCAGGCCGGUAUGGUGUGGGGACACAAGUACUUCAAGGACAACUACCAGAGGCUCGCCAUGGCCAAGAGUCAGAUAGACCCCGACGACUACUUCAGGAACGAGCAGAGCAUCCCGCCACUUGCCAACAACAAGUAG